GAGAGUUCUUCCGAUGAGUCUAAAGUAUCUCGAUGGGUCUCUAAGUACACCAUAGUCAUGCUCCAAUUUUACCUGCACGAGGAAAGGGAGGGAAUCCCAAAACGCCAUUUGUGCUCUUCCACCACAAUAACAAAACGUCUAGAGAGGAAAUUACUGUAUUUCGCCCACCAACUCUUUCAACACCUUCCCAUUGAUAAUUCACAAACUGUUCUCAAGAAACCUCGAGCACAAAUGAUUUUCCGGCUCGAAAUCAGAACUGCGCCGGUCCUGUCUGUUUCGUUGAAGAAGAAGCCUCUGCGGGUUCUUUAAUACCAGUAGUUGAGCUCUCACUCUCUUGAUUCGGGUGUUGCUGGGUCGCUAGCUCCAAUUUUGACUUCUUUCCAAGAAACCAAUAUUUCCUCUCACUACAAUUAUCUUCUACAUACACUAUCCUCAAAAGCUUUAAUUUUUGGUGGAAGAGAAGCUCUGGGACUGGGUUUUUUCUGAAAUGGGGGUCUUGAAAAGAUUGGAUCUUUCGUGCGUGGGCAGAGGAAAUCGAGGGGGGAUUUUGCUGAGAAUCAUUUUCGGUUUGUGUUUUGUGUCUUUGUUUUUCUGUCCGGUGGUUUCCCUCAGACCUUUAAGGGAGGUGUAUCAGUCCUGGGGUGACGAGUGGCUUUUUGUCAGAAAGGACGACAAUCAAAUGGCCCCCUUUUCUUCUUGGAAUAUUUCAGGGACAUAUAGAGGAUCAUGGAGGUUCUUAGAUUCCGCAAAUAUGACCACCAGGUUUCCUGAUUUUAGGAAAUCCAAUGGCAAUUCUGUCCUUGAAUUGAUAAGUACACCGACAAAAAUAACCGGUGUGCACUAUAUUCAGGGGGUGAUGGUUUUCCAUGAUGUUUUUGAUAAUGAAAAUGAAGUUGCUGGUGCUCAAAUCCGCAUAGAAGGUGUAUACAUAUGGCCCUUCAGACAACUACGAUUGGUAGCUUACAGUGGCAAAGAGGGUGAGUUCAGCCAUGAAGAGGAGUAUCUCACGUCAAAUCCUUAUCACCUGCUUGGAGUUUUUUCAUCCCAGGUGUUUCAGGAAUCUCCUCGCGAUAAAAUUUGGAAAAGGAAACACUCGCCAGUUUAUGAAGUGGGAAAGCAUUGUAACAUUGAAAUUGCUGCACAAGUUUCCCGAGUCUCAUCCGCCCAAAAUGAUGGAGAUAAUGAUAAAUAUCAUCUAGAGGGAUUAAUGGAAAGCCCUUCAGUAAACGAUGAUGGAGAUUGCUUCUCUCCAAUCCUAUUGAAUGCUUCUUCUAUCAAUAUUGAGGUUUACUACAAUAAAGCAGUGAACUACACACUGAUGGUCACCUUUAUAUCAUUCCUUCAAGUUCUAUUGCUAAUUAGGCAAAUGGAACAUAGUAACACUCAAUCAGGGGCUGCCAAAGUUUCAAUUUUGAUGAUUGGGCAACAGGCUAUCAUGGAUGCUUACCUGUGUCUUUUGCAUCUGACUGCAGGGAUACUAGUUGAGUCCCUCUUCAAUGCUUUUGCAACUGCUGCAUUCUUCAAGUUUGUGGUUUUCUCAAUUUUUGAGAUGCGAUACCUCCUUGCUAUCUGGAAAGCAAGUAGACCCAUGAACAAUGGAGAGGGUUGGGAAGCAAUGAGACGUGAAUUGUCAGUUCUGUACAGCCGUUUCUAUGGCAUACUUCUGGGUGGCAUAUUGUUCAUGUACGAGUUUCACAAGUUUCUACGGACAAUUCUUCUGCUUUUACACUCUUUUUGGAUCCCUCAAAUUUUAACUAAUGUCAUCCGUGACUCAAGAAAACCACUGCAUCCUCAUUACAUCUUGGGGAUGACUAUUACUCGUCUCGCAAUCCCAUUGUAUAUAUUUGGGUGUCCUCACAAUUUCAUGCGCAUAGGCACCAACAAGAAAUGGUGUGUUUUCUUGGGCACUUUUAUGGGAAUUCAGGCCUCAAUUCUUCUUCUGCAACACUAUCUUGGAUCUAGGUGCUUCAUUCCUCGCCAGAUUUUACCUGAAAAGUACAGCUAUUAUAGAAAGCUUGAUCCAGAUGCAAUUCCGCCGAUUGAUUGCGUCAUUUGUAUGACUUCCAUUGACCUAAGUCAACGAUCCAACGAUUGCAUGGUGACGCCGUGUGACCAUUACUUUCAUUCGGGCUGUUUACAAAGAUGGAUGGACAUAAAGAUGGAGUGCCCAACUUGCAGGCGACCUCUUCCUCCAGCUUAACACAAAGUAUAUGCUUAUGUGUAUUGAUUCAACUUUGCUCAAACAUUGGCCACACUCAAAGGAUGAAUGUAAUUAUGCUGAACCGCGCUAUUGAUUAGACGCCCGAACUAAACUAACGUAGAGAUUGGGAUGUAUGUUUUUGGUUUACUUUUGUUGAGAAGAAUGCUACUUCGGCAGUGCCAUCAAGAAUGGUUAUAGAUUCCUCGUCGACGAACCAUAUACAAUGUAACAUUAUUACAUUACACAUUAAAGAUUAAAGAUUCAAGAUUAAA
Cuscuta campestris is the source of this 2472-nucleotide messenger RNA. The record is from the annotation of a GenBank genome assembly. NCBI's taxonomy places the organism in Eukaryota, Viridiplantae, Streptophyta, Magnoliopsida, Solanales, Convolvulaceae.